CCGGCGGCUCCUGGCCAUUCGGCCCGGCCGGGGGCCCGCCGCUGAUUGGCUGCGCCGCCGGGCGGAAGUGAUGCUGCUGUCACCGGCUUCUCGGGCUCCCGCGGAGCCGCGAGUUUCCGCAGGGGGCGGCGGCGGCGGCGGCUGCCGGGCCGGUCUGCGGUCUAUGCUGAGAGUCACCGCUACUCACAGCGGAAGAAAUGCCUUUUCUCCAUUUGCACAAAAUGAGCGUGAGGUGGUUAACCGGAUCAGGAGCUCAGCCUCACUCUGAGUCCAGCGUACUGCUCUGAUGCCGAAAGGGAGGCAGAGAGGGCCACACUCGGAUGCCCCCCUGGGCCUGCCCGCGGGCCUCUGGCUGGAGUUAGCUGGGCUCUUCCUACUGCUUCCCUGGGUUAUGGGCCUGGUGGGGGCAGGUGGGCUCAGGGCCCAGGGCCCAGGGGGGCUAAGCUGGGCAGUGUGUCUGGACGGUCCGGAAGGCAAGGGGGCAGAGGAGUCGUUGGAGCGGCGGGCAGAGGCUCUGGCCCAGGCGACGGGGCUGAUGAACGCGGGGCGCAUCGGGGAGCUCCAGGGGCACUACCUCUUGGUCCAGCCAGCGGGGCGUCGCCAGGCCCGGCAGGCCGAGGCCGUCCGGCAGCGGGUAGAAGCCGUGCUGGCCGGGCACGAGGCUGUGCGCUGGCACGCAGAGCAGAGACUGCUCAAGCGGACCAAGCGCGGCGUCCACUUCAACGACCCCAAGUACCCGCAGCAGUGGCACCUGAAUAACCGGCGGAGCCCCGGCAGGGACAUCAAUGUGACGGGUGUCUGGGAGCGCAACGUCACCGGGCGCGGGGUGACCGUGGUGGUCGUGGACGACGGCGUGGAGCACACCAUCCAGGACAUCGCACCCAACUACAGCCCUGAGGGCAGCUAUGACCUCAACUCUAAUGACCCUGACCCCAUGCCCCACCCGGACGUGGAGAAUGGCAAUCACCAUGGCACGCGCUGCGCGGGCGAGAUUGCCGCUGUGCCCAACAACAGCUUCUGUGCCGUGGGAGUGGCGUUCGGGAGCCGCAUAGCAGGUAUCCGGGUGCUGGAUGGACCCCUGACCGACAGCAUGGAGGCCGUGGCGUUCAACAAGCACUAUCAGAUCAACGACAUCUACAGCUGCAGCUGGGGACCAGACGAUGACGGGAAGACGGUGGACGGCCCCCACCAGCUGGGGAAGGCUGCCUUGCAGCAUGGGGUGAUCGCUGGCCGCCAGGGCUUUGGGAGCAUCUUUGUGGUGGCCAGUGGCAAUGGGGGCCAGCACAACGACAACUGCAACUACGAUGGCUACGCCAACUCCAUCUACACCGUCACCAUAGGCGCUGUGGACGAGGAGGGCCGAAUGCCUUUCUAUGCCGAGGAGUGUGCCUCCAUGCUGGCAGUCACCUUCAGCGGAGGGGACAAGAUGCUCCGGAGCAUCGUGACCACUGACUGGGACCUUCAGAAGGGCACCGGCUGCACAGAGGGCCACACGGGGACCUCGGCUGCCGCGCCCCUGGCGGCUGGCAUGAUAGCCCUGAUGCUGCAGGUGCGGCCCUGCCUCACGUGGCGUGACGUCCAGCACAUCAUCGUCUUCACGGCCACCCGGUACGAGGACCACCGCGCGGACUGGAUCACCAAUGAGGCCGGCUUCAGCCACAGCCACCAGCACGGAUUCGGCCUGCUCAAUGCUUGGAGACUCGUGAACGCCGCCAAGGUCUGGACAUCUGUCCCUUACUUAGCUUCCUACGUCAGCCCUGUGUUGAAAGAGAACAAGGCGAUCCCGCUGUCCGCCCGCCCCCUGGAGGUGCUGUGGAAUGUCAGCAGGACGGACCUGGACAUGUCGGGGCUGAAGACCCUGGAGCACGUGGCCGUGACAGUCUCCAUCACCCACCCACGACGCGGCAGCUUGGAACUGAAGCUCUUUUGCCCCAGUGGCAUGAUGUCCCUUAUCGGCGCCCCCCGCAGCUUGGACUCGGAUCCCAACGGCUUCAAUGACUGGACCUUCUCCACCGUGCGGUGCUGGGGGGAGAGGGCGAAAGGGACCUACAGACUCGUCAUCAGGGAUGUAGGAGACGAAAUGCCCCAGGCCGGCGUCCUCCUACAAUGGCAGCUCAUCCUGUAUGGCUCUGUAUGGAGUCCAGUAGACAUCAGAGACAGACAGAGGCUACUAGAAAGUGCCAUGAGUGGAAAAUACCUGCAUGACGGCUUCACGCUGCCCUGCCCGCCUGGGCUGAACAUCCCCGAGGAAGACGGUUACACCAUCACCCCCAACACUCUCAAGACCCUGGUGCUGAUUGGCUGCUUCACAGUCUUCUGGACCAUUUACUACAUGCUGGAAGUAUACUUGAGCCAGAGGAACGUGGCCUUUCGCCCAAUUUGUCGGAGUGGACCGUGCCACUGGCCCCAGCGAAGCCAGAAAGCCAAGGAGGAGGGGACAGAACUAGAAUCAGUCCCCCUUUGCAGCAGCCAGGACCCAGGCAGAGCGGGGCUGGAGAGCGAGGGCGCUCCCGCCACCUCAGGGCUCCACGCCCCCGACCUGCUGGAUCCGGGGGACUGGAGCCUGUCCCAGAGCAGGGGUGCCCUGGGUGUCCCUCAGCUCCUGCCCCCAGACCUGCUGCAGGGGAAGGAGGCGCAGAUGUGCUGACCCGGGGCCUCACAGCCACCGUGGGACGGGCUCUCACUUCCUACGCCUGGAGGAGUGCGGAAAGCUGCUUCCUAGUUCUGGGAGCUCGGGGCAGAAAGCAGUCCAGGUGCUUCCAGCUGGGACCAGAGGCCUGAAGACGCCUUCUGGCUAAAGACCACGCUCAGGGAGGGCACGGGCCUACAAAAGGUCCAGUCAGCAGAGCAGCGAUGCCAGAGAACAGGCUGGCAACAGCCAUGGAGCCUUCCUCCAACGGAGUAGGCGCUUUUGGUGAGAAGGUCUCAGAUGACGAACUAGGGCUUCCACUGGGCUGGCCUCCAUCCUUGCUUCUCCAGGGCAGGCCAGCGGCGUGGGCCACCCAGACCCUCAGCACGCAUGGCCAGAAGAGCAUCUCAGCAGAAAUGUCACUGGGGUCCCUUGGGAAGAGGGCUUAGGGAUGGAAGCUGGAAAGAGCCCCUGGAUAUGCCUGUCCUUUUAACGACCCCGGGGCCAGAAACAGCAGCCCUUCCCUUUCUGCCCCUCACCAUCCAGCCUCAGCCUUGGACUUGGCCAUGUUGGUUUGGCAGUCAGCCCCCAACACAGCACACGUGCCCUGAAAGCAGCUGCCUGCAUCAGCCCUGAUCAGCAGAAGCCACCUUGAGCACGCCCCUGACCCCUUCAUCCUAAAGGACCGGUACAAUGCGCCUGGCGGGGCUGUGGGUGGGCACGGCCCCCAGGCCCAGGCUGCUCCACCGAGGCGUCUCCAGCAGGACUGCCGCCACCCCGUCUUCCUCUGCAAAGUACUCAGGGAAACGGCCGUGCCCACCCAAGGCCGGCCAGCUGCCUGGCGGGCUGCAACUUCCUCCCACUCUUGGCCUCCUCCCCUCUUCUGAGCGAGUUGGUUGAUUGGAACUUUGUUUUUUUUAAUGCUUACGAUUUGGUUUUCUCUUUCCACAGCAACAUUUUGUUGAAUUUUUUCUGCACAGCUUUUCCAAAAUAAAAACCUUCCACACAGCGUCA
This is a messenger RNA of Cervus elaphus (red deer), 3643 nucleotides long. It is a transcript of the gene PCSK7, whose product is annotated as proprotein convertase subtilisin/kexin type 7. The record is from RefSeq and is a predicted model, not a curated record. Gene Ontology annotation, cellular component: trans-Golgi network; Golgi membrane. Gene Ontology annotation, biological process: protein processing. Gene Ontology annotation, molecular function: serine-type endopeptidase activity. Bases 287 to 2647 code for a protein of 786 amino acids. Lineage: Eukaryota; Metazoa; Chordata; Mammalia; Artiodactyla; Cervidae. The transcript is spliced from 17 exons.